This is a messenger RNA of Globicephala melas (long-finned pilot whale), 8486 nucleotides long. It is a transcript of the gene CACNA1A, whose product is annotated as calcium voltage-gated channel subunit alpha1 A. The record is from RefSeq and is a predicted model, not a curated record. Gene Ontology annotation, molecular function: high voltage-gated calcium channel activity. Lineage: Eukaryota; Metazoa; Chordata; Mammalia; Artiodactyla; Delphinidae. Gene Ontology annotation, biological process: chemical synaptic transmission; calcium ion import across plasma membrane. Gene Ontology annotation, cellular component: membrane; neuronal cell body; voltage-gated calcium channel complex.
AAGAAUUCCCUUUAUUUUCCUCUGAGACGCAGUGUGAGGACCGGGGGGCUGGAUCUGUCUCCCUGUGCUGGGUUCCUGUGCAGUACUUUGCUGGAGAUGAUCAGGAGCUGAUGUGAUGCUAGUUCUCCCCUGUCUCCUCCCAGCAUCAAGGAAACCUCCUCCUCCUUCUCUUUUUCCCCCCUGGCAGCUGGCACAGCAGCCCCACUUGGUGCCUGCCUUUGUGGGGAGCCCUCAGCUUGAAGAACAGCUGCUCUUGGCACCCCCUUUCUCUCCUCUCGGGGGCCCCCUUUUCCUUUCCAUUGGGCAGGCAAUGGAUACGUGGACUUCAGCUGGCUUGGAGCCCUGGGUGCUGACAAGGUGGGACCUUCAGGGCAGCUGGAGGACUCUUUGCGCUGCCCAGUAACCACACAGCCUGAGCCCCGGAGCCGAUGCGAUACAGUUUCAUCCCGGGCUGGAGGCAGAAGACCCUGGGAUUUCUGCGUGAGGCCCAUGGAUGUCGAAGUCCUCCCGGGUCCUGGACCCCAUGUUCUCGCCCCGCAGUUAUGAUGCCCUGCACGACCGCGGCUUGGGGCCUGCAGGUACGGACGGCGCCCCCGCGGGCACAGUCAGCAUCCCUCAGGACUCGCGGACCCACCUGAUGAGCGGCGGCUGCAAGGGCCCUCCCCUGAAGCGGCGGGGCGGCGUGGUGGACCACCGGGAUGUCAUCUUGGCCCACCAGGCGCAUAAAAUCCACAGCACCCCCCAGGCCAGGAGGAAAGAAUGGGAAAUGGCCCGCUUCGGAGACGAGAUGCCGGCCCGCUACGGGGGAGGAGGCUCCGGGGCAGCCGCCGGGGUGGUCGUGGGCGCCGGAGGCGGGCGAGGAGCCGGGGGCAGCCGGCAGGGCGGGCAGCCCGGGGCGCAAAGGAUGUACAAGCAAUCAAUGGCGCAGAGAGCGCGGACCAUGGCCCUGUACAACCCCAUCCCCGUCCGACAGAACUGCCUCACGGUCAACCGGUCUCUAUUCCUCUUCAGCGAGGACAACGUGGUGAGAAAAUACGCCAAAAAGAUCACCGAAUGGCCUCCCUUUGAAUAUAUGAUUUUAGCCACCAUCAUAGCAAACUGCAUUGUCCUCGCCCUGGAGCAACACCUACCUGAUGAUGACAAGACCCCGAUGUCUGAACGACUGGAUGACACAGAACCAUACUUCAUUGGAAUUUUUUGUUUUGAGGCUGGAAUUAAAAUCAUUGCCCUUGGGUUUGCCUUCCAUAAAGGCUCUUACUUGAGGAAUGGUUGGAAUGUGAUGGACUUCGUGGUGGUGCUAACAGGCAUCUUGGCAACAGUUGGGACGGAGUUUGACCUAAGAACGCUGAGGGCAGUUCGAGUGCUGCGGCCGCUCAAGCUGGUGUCUGGAAUCCCAAGUUUACAAGUCGUCCUGAAGUCGAUCAUGAAGGCAAUGAUCCCCCUGCUGCAGAUCGGCCUCCUCCUAUUUUUUGCAAUCCUUAUUUUUGCAAUCAUAGGGUUAGAAUUUUAUAUGGGAAAAUUUCAUACCACCUGCUUUGAAGAGGGCACAGAUGACAUUCAGGGUGAGUCUCCAGCUCCGUGUGGGACAGAGGAACCUGCCCGCACCUGCCCCAAUGGGACCAAAUGUCAGCCCUACUGGGAAGGGCCCAACAAUGGGAUCACUCAGUUCGACAACAUCCUCUUUGCAGUGCUGACUGUUUUCCAGUGCAUCACCAUGGAAGGGUGGACUGACCUCCUCUACAACAGCAACGAUGCCUCAGGGAACACUUGGAACUGGUUGUACUUCAUCCCCCUCAUCAUCAUCGGCUCCUUUUUUAUGCUGAACCUCGUGCUGGGUGUGCUGUCUGGGGAGUUUGCCAAGGAAAGGGAGCGGGUAGAGAACCGGCGGGCUUUUUUGAAGCUGAGGCGACAGCAGCAGAUUGAACGAGAACUCAAUGGGUACAUGGAGUGGAUCUCGAAAGCAGAAGAGGUGAUCCUCGCCGAGGAUGAGACCGACGGGGAGCAGAGGCAUCCCUUUGAUGUUGGAGCUCUGCGGAGAGCCACCAUAAAGAAAAGCAAGACAGACCUGCUCAACCCCGAGGAAGCUGAGGACCAGCUGGCCGAUAUUGCCUCCGUGGGGUCUCCCUUCGCCCGAGCCAGCAUUAAAAGUGCCAAGCUGGAGAACUCAACCUUUUUUCACAAAAAGGAGAGGAGGAUGCGUUUCUACAUCCGCCGCAUGGUCAAAACUCAGGCCUUCUACUGGACUGUGCUCAGUCUGGUAGCCCUCAACACGCUGUGUGUCGCUAUCGUUCAUUACAACCAGCCCGAGUGGCUCUCCGACUUUCUCUACUAUGCAGAAUUCAUUUUCUUAGGACUCUUUAUGUCCGAAAUGUUUAUAAAAAUGUACGGGCUUGGGACGCGGCCUUACUUCCACUCUUCCUUCAACUGUUUUGAUUGUGGGGUCAUCAUCGGAAGCAUCUUUGAGGUCAUCUGGGCCGUCAUAAAACCCGGCACAUCCUUUGGAAUCAGUGUGUUACGAGCCCUCAGGUUAUUGCGUAUUUUCAAAGUCACAAAGUACUGGGCAUCUCUCAGGAACCUGGUCGUCUCUCUUCUCAACUCCAUGAAAUCCAUCAUCAGCCUGUUGUUCCUCCUUUUCCUGUUCAUCGUCGUCUUUGCCCUUCUGGGAAUGCAACUCUUUGGUGGACAGUUUAAUUUUGAUGAAGGGACUCCUCCUACCAACUUCGACACCUUUCCAGCAGCAAUAAUGACGGUAUUUCAGAUCCUGACGGGCGAAGACUGGAAUGAGGUCAUGUACGACGGCAUCAAGUCUCAGGGGGGUGUGCAGGGUGGCAUGGUGUUCUCCAUCUACUUCAUCGUGCUGACGCUCUUUGGGAACUACACCCUCCUGAACGUGUUCUUGGCCAUCGCAGUGGAUAAUUUGGCCAACGCCCAGGAGCUCACCAAGGAUGAACAAGAAGAAGAAGAGGCAGCCAACCAGAAACUCGCCCUCCAGAAAGCCAAGGAGGUGGCAGAAGUGAGUCCUCUGUCUGCAGCCAACAUGUCCAUAGCUGUGAAGGAACAACAGAAGAACCAGAAGCCCGCCAAGUCCGUGUGGGAGCAGCGGACAAGCGAGAUGCGGAAGCAGAACCUGCUGGCCAGCCGGGAGGCGCUGUACAACGAGAUGGACCCGGACGAGCGCUGGAAAGCCUCCUACGCCCGGCACCUACGGCCCGACAUGAAGACCCACCUGGACCGGCCGCUGGUGGUCGAUCCCCAGGAGAACCGCAACAACAACACCAAUAAGAGCCGGGCGGCCGAGCCCACGGUGGACCAGCGCCUCGGGCAGCAGCGAGCCGAGGACCUCCUGAGAAAACAGGCCCGCUACCACGACCGGGCCCGGGACCCCUGCGGCUCCGUGGGCCUGGACACCCGGAGGCCCUGGGCGGGCAGCCAGGAGGCCGAGCUGAGCCGGGAGGGGCCUUACGGCCGCGAGUCGGACCACCACGCCCGGGAGGGCGGCCUGGAACAGCCGGGGUUCUGGGAGGGCGAGGUGGAGCGGGGCAAAGUCUGCGACCCGCACCGGAGGCACGCCCACCGGCAGGGGUGCAGCCGGGAAAGCCGCAGCGGGUCCCCGCGCACUGGGGCCGACGGGGAGCCCCGCAGGCACCGGGCGCACCGCAGGCCGGGCGACGAGGGCCCAGAGGACAAGGCCGAUCGGAGGUCCCGGCACCGUGAGGGCAGCCGGCCGGCCCGGGGCGGCGAAGGCGAGGGCCCAGACGGCGGCGAGCGGAGGAGGCGGCACCGGCUUGGCCCUCCGCCCGCCUACGACGGGGACGCACGCAGGGAGGACAAGGAACGCAGGCACCGGAGGAGGAAAGAGAACCAGGGCUCCGGGGUCCCCGUGUCAGGCCCCAACCUGUCCACCACCCGACCGAUCCAGCAGGACCUGGGCCGCCAAGACCCACCCCUGGCCGAGGAUAUUGACAACAUGAAGAACAACAAGCUAGCCACCGCGGAGUCAGCCAGUCCCCACGACAGCCUCGGCCACGCCGGCCUGCCCCAGAGCCCGGCCAAGAUGGCGAACAGCACCGACCCCAGCCCCGCGCCUGCCCCACCUGCCACGGCCGCCAACCCCCAGAACGCUUCCAGCCGCCGGACACCCAACAACCCGGGGAACCCGUCCAACCCCGGCCCCCCCAAGACCCCCGAGAACAGCCUUAUCGUCACCAACCCCAGCAGCACCCAGACCACCUCAGCUAAGACUGCCAGGAAACCCGACCACACCACGGUGGACAUCCCCCCGGCCUGCCCGCGCCCCCUCAAUCACACCGUCGUCCAAGUGAACAAAAACGCCAACCCAGACCCACUGCCAAAAAAGGAGGAAGAGAAGAAAGAGGAGGAGGAAGACGACCCCGGGGAAGACGGCCCCAAGCCCAUGCCCCCCUACAGCUCCAUGUUUAUCCUCUCUACGACCAACCCCCUUCGCCGCCUGUGCCAUUACAUCCUGAACCUGCGCUACUUUGAGAUGUGCAUCCUCAUGGUCAUUGCCAUGAGCAGCAUCGCCCUGGCGGCCGAGGACCCCGUGCAGCCCAACGCACCGCGGAACAAUGUACUGCGAUAUUUUGACUACGUUUUUACAGGCGUCUUUACCUUUGAGAUGGUGAUCAAGAUGAUCGACCUGGGGCUCGUCCUGCACCAGGGUGCCUACUUCCGUGACCUCUGGAACAUUCUCGACUUCAUAGUGGUCAGUGGGGCCCUGGUGGCCUUUGCCUUCACUGGCAAUAGCAAAGGAAAGGACAUCAACACGAUUAAAUCCCUCCGAGUCCUUCGGGUGCUACGACCUCUUAAAACCAUCAAGCGGUUGCCAAAGCUCAAGGCCGUGUUUGACUGCGUUGUGAACUCACUCAAGAACGUCUUCAACAUCCUUAUCGUCUACAUGCUCUUCAUGUUCAUCUUUGCCGUGGUGGCCGUGCAGCUCUUCAAGGGCAAGUUCUUCCACUGCACCGAUGAGUCCAAGGAGUUUGAGAAAGAUUGCCGCGGCAAGUACCUCCUCUAUGAGAAGAACGAGGUGAAGGCGCGGGACCGAGAGUGGAAGAAGUAUGAGUUCCAUUAUGACAACGUGCUAUGGGCUCUGCUGACCCUCUUCACCGUGUCCACGGGAGAAGGCUGGCCACAGGUCCUCAAGCACUCCGUGGAUGCCACCUUUGAGAACCAGGGUCCCAGCCCUGGGUACCGCAUGGAGAUGUCCAUCUUCUACGUCGUCUACUUUGUAGUGUUCCCCUUCUUCUUUGUCAAUAUCUUUGUGGCCUUGAUCAUCAUCACCUUCCAGGAGCAGGGGGACAAAAUGAUGGAGGAAUACAGCCUGGAGAAAAAUGAGAGGGCCUGCAUUGACUUCGCCAUCAGCGCUAAACCCCUGACCCGACAUAUGCCCCAGAACAAGCAGAGUUUCCAGUACCGUAUGUGGCAGUUCGUGGUGUCCCCGCCUUUCGAGUACACCAUCAUGGCCAUGAUCGCCCUCAACACCAUCGUGCUCAUGAUGAAGUUCUACGGGGCCUCUGUUGCUUAUGAAAAUGCCCUGAGGGUAUUCAACAUUGUCUUCACUUCCCUCUUCUCUCUGGAAUGUGUUCUCAAAGUCAUGGCUUUUGGGAUUCUGAAUUAUUUCCGCGAUGCCUGGAACAUCUUCGACUUUGUGACUGUUCUGGGCAGCAUCACCGACAUCCUGGUGACCGAGUUUGGGAAUAACUUCAUCAACCUGAGCUUCCUGCGCCUCUUCCGAGCGGCCCGGCUCAUCAAACUCCUCCGUCAGGGUUACACCAUCCGGAUUCUUCUCUGGACCUUUGUGCAGUCCUUCAAGGCCCUGCCCUAUGUCUGUCUGCUGAUUGCCAUGCUUUUCUUCAUCUACGCCAUCAUUGGGAUGCAGGUGUUUGGCAACAUCGGCAUCGACGUAGAGGAUGAGGACAGUGACGAGGAUGAAUUCCAAAUCACUGAGCACAAUAACUUCCGGACCUUCUUCCAGGCCCUCAUGCUUCUCUUCCGGAGUGCCACUGGAGAGGCUUGGCACAACAUCAUGCUUUCCUGCCUCAGCGGUAAACCCUGUGAUAAGAACUCUGGCAUCCUGACUCAUGAGUGCGGCAAUGAAUUUGCCUAUUUUUACUUCGUUUCCUUCAUCUUCCUCUGCUCAUUUCUGAUGCUGAACCUUUUUGUUGCUGUCAUCAUGGACAACUUUGAGUACCUCACCCGAGAUUCCUCCAUCCUGGGUCCCCACCACCUGGAUGAGUACGUGCGUGUCUGGGCCGAGUACGACCCCGCAGCGUGGUCACAGCAGUUGGAUGCUGUCCCCCUGUCCUCUAUUCCACGAGCCCCCCCAGCCCCCAGUGUAGCCCAUCCAGAUUGUGGAAGAGGGAGACACAGAGAGCCCUGGGGGAGGUUCCCCCAGCCCAGAGCUCCCAACCCACUCCAAAUGAAACCCUCUGCCCCAGGGUCUAGGCUCCUGCGGAUGGAUCUGCCUGUUGCCGAUGACAACACCGUCCACUUCAAUUCUACCCUCAUGGCUCUGAUCCGCACAGCCCUGGACAUCAAGAUCGCCAAGGGCGGAGCCGACAAACAACAGAUGGACGCUGAGCUGCGGAAGGAGAUGAUGGCCAUCUGGCCCAACCUGUCCCAGAAGACGCUGGACCUGCUGGUCACCCCUCACAAGUCCACGGACCUGACGGUGGGGAAGAUCUAUGCAGCCAUGAUGAUCAUGGAGUACUACCGGCAAAGCAAGGCCAAGAAGCUACAGGCCAUGCGCGAGGAGCAGAACCGGACACCUCUCAUGUUCCAGCGCAUGGAACCCCCAUCUCCAACGCAGGAGGGGGCGCCCGGCCAGAAUGCCCUCCCCUCCACCCAGCUGGACCCAGGAGGAGGCCUGAUGGCUCACGAAAGCGGCAUGAAGGAAAGCCCAUCCUGGGUGACCCAGCGGGCCCAGGAGAUGUUCCAGAAGACGGGCACGUGGAGCCCGGAGCGAGGACCCCCCACGGACAUGCCCAAUAGCCAGCCCAACUCUCAGUCUGUGGAGAUGCGAGAGAUGGGCAGAGACGGCUACUCCGACAGUGAGCACUACCUCCCCAUGGAGGGCCAGGCCCGGGCCACCUCCAUGCCCCGCCUCCCCGCCGAGAACCAGAGGAGAAGGGGCCGGCCACGUGGGAAUAACCUCAGUACCAUCUCAGACACCAGCCCCAUGAAGCGCUCGGCCUCCGUGCUGGGCCCCAAGGCCCGGCGCCUGGACGACUACUCCCUGGAGAGGGUGCCACCCGAAGAGAACCAGCGGCACCACCAGCGGCGCAGAGACCGCAGCCACCGCGCCUCCGAGCGCUCCUUGGGCCGCUACACGGACGUGGACACAGGCUUGGGGACAGACCUGAGCAUGACCACCCAGUCUGGGGACCUGCCAUCAAAGGAACGAGACCAGGAGCGGGGCCGGCCCAAGGACCGGAAGCAUCGGCAGCACCACCACCACCACCACCACCACCACCCCCCGCCCCCAGACAAGGAGCGCUACGCCCAGGAGCGGCCUGACCACGGCCGGACCCGGGCCCGGGACCAGCGCUGGUCCCGCUCACCCAGUGAGGGCCGAGAGCACAUGGCACACCGGCAGGGCAGUAGUUCCGUAAGUGGAAGCCCAGCCCCCUCAACAUCUGGUACCAGCACUCCGCGGCGGGGACGCCGCCAGCUCCCCCAGACCCCCUCCACCCCCCGGCCACACGUGUCCUAUUCCCCCGUGAUCCGUAAGGCCGGCGGCUCGGGUCCCCCGCAGCAACAGCAGCAGCAGCAGCAGCCGGCGGUGCGGCCAAGCCGGGCAGCCCCCAGCGGCCCGCGGAGGUACCCGGGCCCCGCGGCUGAGCCCCUGGCCGGGGAGCGGCCGCCCACGGGGGGCCACGGCAGCAGCCUCUCGCCAACGAUGGAGCGGCGGGUCCCGGGCAUGGCCAGGAGCGAGUCCCCCAGAGCGUGUCGCCACGGCGGGGCGCGGUGGCCGGCGUCCGGCGCGCACGCGGCCGAGGGGCCCCCGGUCCCCCGGCACCACGGUUACUACCGGGGCUCCGACUACGACGAUCCCGACGGCCUGGGCAGCGGCAGCGGCGGCGGCGGCGGGGAGGAGCCCCGGGUCGCCGCCUACGACGCGCCGCCCCCCGCGCGCCACGCGUGCUCGCCCAGGACUCCCCGGGCCGCUGGCCCGGCCUGCGCCUCGCCUUCCAGGCACGGCCGGCGACUCCCCAACGGCUACUACCCGGCCCACGGACUGGCCAGGCCCCGUGGGCCGGGCUCCCGGAAAGGCCUGCACGAAACCUACAGCGAGACCGACGACGACGACUGGUGCUAAGCCCGGGCGAGGUGGCACCCGCGCCCGCCCGGCCCCCCCCACGCACCCCACGCACACGCCCCCCCGGGGAGGAGCCGCACCGGCCGCGGGGCCACCUCGCUGCCACCUGCCCAGCACACGGGGGGAGGCCCGGGAGGGCCCAGGAGAG